Molecule: messenger RNA, 1037 nt
Organism: Haliotis rufescens (red abalone)
Lineage: Eukaryota; Metazoa; Mollusca; Gastropoda; Lepetellida; Haliotidae
Product: A disintegrin and metalloproteinase with thrombospondin motifs 9-like
Exons: 4
Coding region: 1-753 (250 amino acids)
Molecular function (GO): zinc ion binding; metalloendopeptidase activity
Source: RefSeq, a predicted model, not a curated record
AUGUUGUGUUCACGCACGUCAUGCUAUGAGUUCCAGUAUUCUGACACAAGCCGCACGUGCAUCACACGACAUUCAGAGCCAAUAUCUGACAGCGUCCUUAACCCAGGCAGCGGAUUGUUUGACAUCUUCAACGACAACGAGCAAGAGCCUAAGACAUGUUUUGAGAUCAGGAAAAACAACCCAGAAGCUCAGAGUGGAGAGUAUAAGAUCAUUUCCUCGGCUCCUCAGUUUGAGGGUGUGUCAGUGAAGGUCUACUGCUUGAUGAAUGACACACACCAGAUAGAAUAUGUCACACUGCCAAAUAGGAACAUUGGAAACUUUCCCAAAAGGUCGAACAAUAAUUGCAGAAAUGAACAUUCAUAUUUACUAGCUGGUGCUGUUGGUAAAGACGGAGUAACAGAGUAUCAGAAGAUCAGAGUAAAGCCAUCGACUAUGACUGUUGUGAGAACUGACACCACCUUCACAAGCGGGAACAAGACGAAGCCACAUACAUUUGGUACAGCAAAAGAUUGUUACUCAUAUUCUGGAAGCUGCAAACGAAUAGGAACCUUUCACAUCGACACACUAGGCACAGGGAUGAAGUUCUCCACUGAUCUUAAGUGGACUGGAAAAGGAAGCGUAGGCAAAGUGUACAGUAUAACCCGGACACAGAAUGGCGCCGUCAUUGAUCUGGUGUGUGGAGGCUGGUGUGGGGGAUGCGAUCCUGAUGGAGAUAUGAUCCUCUACCCAAACAAUCUGGAUAUUCAGCCAUAGGUCUACCCGUUGUGUGGAGGAUAGUGUGGAUUGUGUUAAGUAUAAAUCCGCAAAUUGAAACAAUAAGCUAACCGAGAUAUCUGUACGUAAAAAGUGGUAUAUAAUCAACAAUUGUAUUAUUAAAUGAAUAUUGUUUACAAAUCAAUACAAAUUACUGCACAUGGAUGACAGUAUACAAUAGAAUGGUCAAUAUCAAAUACAAAAACAGCAGUGAUAAGAAAAGUCAGUUAUAAUAAUAUAUUGACUCAGCAGCGACAGUGCUAAAGCUUUCGCGAUAAUCAUAG